Messenger RNA from Ostreobium quekettii, 522 nucleotides. Lineage: Eukaryota; Viridiplantae; Chlorophyta; Ulvophyceae; Bryopsidales; Ostreobiaceae. The record is from the annotation of a GenBank genome assembly.
AUGCCUGAGUCGGGCGUCACGACGGGCCAGCUGAAGCAGUGGUUUGAUGCAGUCGAUCGCGACAGGAGCGGGCAGAUCUCGGCCAAGGAGCUGCAGACCGCCCUGGACAUGGGCCAGCUGAAGUUCAGCCUGGCGACGGUAGCGCACAUGAUACGGAUGCAUGACAAGGACGGCAGCGGGUCCAUCAAUUUCCAAGAGUUUGAACAUCUCACCACGUUCUUGACCGAAAUGCGAUCCAGCUUCAACUAUUUUGAUUCUGAUAGGGGCGGCAGUCUGUCCCUGGACGAGAUUCAUCGGGCCAUCACCCAUGCCGGUUUCCAGCUUGAUCAGCCCGCGUUCACUGCAUUGGUGGGCGCCUUUGACCCUGACCGAAAUGCCCUCUUGGGAGUGCAAGAGUUCAUCGCCAUGACGCUGUUCCUAAAGAGCUGCAGCGCCAUUUUCACGGCAUUUGAUCCCCAAAGGAGUGGAAAAGUGACGUUGGAUUUCAACCAGUUUGUGUACGCAGCAUCCAACUCACGAUGA